Molecule: messenger RNA, 1041 nt
Organism: Polyodon spathula (Mississippi paddlefish)
Lineage: Eukaryota; Metazoa; Chordata; Actinopteri; Acipenseriformes; Polyodontidae
Gene: cmtm7
Product: CKLF-like MARVEL transmembrane domain containing 7
Exons: 5
Coding region: 145-627 (160 amino acids)
Cellular component (GO): membrane
Source: RefSeq, a predicted model, not a curated record
AUGUUCCCCACGGCCACUCCCACGUACCCUUCCGCAAAGAUUUUAAAACAGUAAGAAGCAAUUGCUUCAUGGGAAAAUCUGAAACAUUUUAUUUGAAAUUACAUUGAAAAAAGUAAAACGCACAACUACUUUUUUGCAAAGAAGAUGUCUCACACUAUUGUUACAACGACAACCACCACAUCAACCAUCACAGACAGCGGUAUUAUAGAUAUGGGCUAUGUGAGAUCAUUCCAGGCCAUGUUAAAGAUAGCGCAAAUGGUGGUGUUGCUGAUUGCUUUCCUCUGUGUGCACUGCGCCUCGUGGACGAACUAUUCUGCUUACCGGUACUUUGAGGUGGUCACAGUCUGGUUUCUUAUUACCUUCUUAAUUUUCUACAUCAUGUAUGUGUUCCGGCUUCAGAAGAAAAUACCAUGCAUCAACUGGCCUCUUACAGAGUGUCUGCACUACGCCAUUGGAACGCUACUGAUCUUCAUUGCAUCAAUUGUGGCAGCUGUCAAUAGUCGAGGUUAUGCAGGUCUCAUUGCUGGAUCGUUCUUUGGAUUUUUUGCCACUGUUCUGCUUGCCAUGAGCAUAUGGAUGUCCUACAAAAUCACUUGUGGAUCUCAGCCAACAAGUGCAGCUGUAUAACAGACCUGCCAGACUCUUCAAUCCAUCCAUGUUUACCAUGCUUAUGAAAUGUGCUGAAACAAGGGCUAAGCUCCUUGAGACUUUAGUGCCUUAAAUAAGACAGUAUUAUAUUUAAAUUAGGGUUAUGCACCUGUACAAAUAUACCAGUACAUUACACAGCAGGAUUUUAAAAUGCCAGGUGCAUAUGUUUGCAUUUAUGUUUAAAAAGUGUAUUAAACUUAUUAGAAACAAAUGGUCACACUUUAAAAAAAAUAUAGUUUAGAGGAUACAAAACUAUCCACUUAAUGUAUUUUAAGGCUUGGGAUACAGUUUUUCAGUAGUGCCUUUUGUGAGUUUACCAGAUGGGUUUUUGCAUUUCAAAAUCUGCCUUUACUUCUUUUUCUUCUUUUUAUUUUAAUAAAAUAUUUGAAUACA